Pieris macdunnoughi is the source of this 4056-nucleotide messenger RNA. NCBI's taxonomy places the organism in Eukaryota, Metazoa, Arthropoda, Insecta, Lepidoptera, Pieridae. The record is from the annotation of a GenBank genome assembly.
AUGUCACCUGUCUGCCACAACUUCGUACAGAAUGCGUGGAAGAAAGAUUUCUGCUCCAACUGCUUCAAAUCUCGCGAAGAGCACUCAAAGCAAGAUAGGACACAAACAGACAGCAGCAAGUAUUUACCGACUCCAUUCCAAAAUAGAAACACAUUCUUCAAGAAAACUCCGCCAAGCAUUCUUAAGGUACAAUCUAAAAAGAAAAGCAAACGUAAUGUUCGGUUUCCUGAAGAAGUAUGCAGUGUCAUAGGAUAUGGAGGUGACGACUGGUCCGAUGGAGAAGAAUUCGAAGUCUCCGAGGACAACGAUGAAGAUGAUUCAUUCCCAGAUACAGAAGAAGAAAGAGAGCUUCACAAGAUAACAAAAUGUAACACAGACUUUAACACAGUGAAAGCUAACCUAUUAGGUGAUUCAGCAGCUAAAUCUUAUACGUCAUUAAUGCUAGGCAAAGUACAAAAAGAUUCUGAUGGAAAGAAGAAAACACUAAUGGUAUCUGUUACCCCCUUUGGACAAGAUAACAAUAGUCCGUCAGUAAAGACGCAUGCUCGAAAAUCUGCAGUCAUAUCUGGUACUGAUCCACCCACCGAAGAGUCAACAAAAAAUAAUUACAAAACAAAUAUCAUACUCUCCACAUACAUUAAGGAAUCUGAAACCAUUAUUGCUGCGGAAGGAGUUAAAUCUACUGAUACUAUAUUGUGUACAGAAAAAUCACUCCUUGAAGAAAUUUCUGAAACAUUGCAACAAAAUCGAAUGGGUGGAACUGAUAUGAGCUUUUCUGAAAUGGGGAGUGACAAGCCGACUGUUGUUGAAGAAAAGAUUAAAGAGAGUAUGCAAGAUGAGUGUGAAAGAAAAGACAACAACGAAACCAAAAAGAAUGGUAUCGUUAGAAAAUCCCCGUUACCGAAAACUCAGGAAAGACCAAAAGUUAAUCUAAGUAGAUCAGAGUUUAAGUUUUGUAAAAUAAAUAUCGAAAGUAGUAGCGUCGAUUCUGCUGUCAGCACGUUAAACUCUACUCCAAAUAAUUCUUUUACGUCGGACGAUGAGAGUUUUAGUGCUAGAACUGACUCGGAUAAUGAUGAUAGCGGCCAUUUCUCUGAGCCGCACAAAUGUGAAGAAACCGUUAAGAUCAAGGUGUUUAAUGAAAGCGAUAAAAACAUUAAAAUGUCUCCGAUCGGACAGUUAAGAAAAGUAGACGGUCAAGCUCACAGUGGAUAUUCAACAUUCCAGAAUCCAAUUAUAGAUAUGCCACCCAUUAUACCUAAACAAGAAGUAAUAUUUUCCGCGGAAGCGAGUCGUGAACUGGCGGGUGAGCCCGAUGGGCGGGCGGAUCCCGAUGAGUCAACCGAAGCCCCCGCGUUACCUAAGAGCCCAAUGCCUACUAUGGAUCCACGUCCAUCAUUCCUUCACGGUAUGAUCACUGACAUAAUGCCGUCGAAACCAGUUUUACCUGAAAAGCCUAAGCUUCCCGUAAAACCUGUUAUUAAACAAACGAGUAAGAAAAAUAAUACCGGUACACAAAACGUUAUGCAAACAGCAAAAACAGACAUCGAGAAAGUUACUCGACAUGCUAAUGAGGAAAAGAAUAAUGAAUUAUGUGAAGAUCGAUCAGACACUGUAUAUUAUGCAAAACCAGUGUUAACUAAACAAGAUAGCGACACAUCACUUAACAGUUUAUGCAAACGGAAAGCGCCAACCCCACCUUUAACUCCGAACGAAGAAUUCUCCAACAAUAUUUACCAAAGAAAUCCUAAUGGAUUUAUGAAGUCUGACUCACCGGUCGUACGUGAAAUGGAAAAACGAGAAAGAGCUGUUAUGUCAUCGUCACCCAAACAGCGACACUCAAAUGAGCCGGAUAUAUCCAAAACAGAUGUUCCGGAACCAGCACCAAGACGUAAUAUAUCCCUUUCACAUGACAAUUUACUAUUAGACGAAAAGCGAAAAGGGAAACUGAAGUUCUCUAUCAAGAAGUUGUUACGUAUCGGUUCUUCGAAAGAUUUGGACAAAAAAGAGUUAAGCGUGGCCACUGUUACGAAAGUAACAAGUAAAACUGAAGAGAUCUAUGAUUUGACACCGAAACCGAAACCUAGAUUGGUGAUUAUUCAUCCUUUGGACAUCAACGGAUCCAGCGUUGAGGUGGUGAAAUCGAAUUGCGAAAUAUCAGACAAUUUACGGCGUCUGAGUCACGACGAUGUUUCGUUAUACAGUGGGUGUAGUUCCGCGACAGAUGACAUGCCGAAGGUCGUAAACAAACCUCCGCCUCCACCAAGGUUGUCGAGUGAAGAUUAUAAAAACACAUCUGGUAUACCCAAGCCGGCUAGACCACCACCGCCUAAGUCUAUCGCCCUGCAGAAGAAGCAAAAACAACAAGCCUGGGCGGCCGCUCCCAGCAACGGUGACACAAUUUAUGCUAAUUUAGGAGAAAUAAGGUCGGCAUUAGCACCUCGAAAGCCAGAACGAACGGCCAGUAUGCGUGAAAGAGAGACACAAUUAGAACUACUGAAGCGCAGGACGCCAAUCGAAGACGAUGACAAAGAUGAAAUAGAUGAUGGACCACAGGAACUGGUACAGGCCACAAACGAUCCCGUUAUCAACAGCUACGAUGAAGUAUAUAACAACAAAUAUGAUGAGAACUGUGAUUCAGCUAAAAAUAGCGACAGUGACUACGAAUAUGUUCACAACGCGCGGUCAAGCUCGCCAGAAUGCGACUCGCCAAUCAAGCCCCAAGAAAGACCUGAUAGAAAGACUGAAACCGAAUUUCCCAAAUAUAAUUUCCGGUCUUCCCUACCAUACUGCGGAAGCGAGACAGAAUCAGAGAUAUAUUCCCCAUACAGUUUCUACAGCUCCAAUGAUAAUAUGGAUAGUCCAAGCAACGAUGACUAUCAAACAGACAUGACGCCAAAAACUACAACAAACAAAUUGCGUGUUAGAAAGGGAAGGAGCGUGGUACACAGGAACUUGGAGGAUAAUUACGGGGCCGUGGUUAUCGCGAAUCACGAAGCGCUGGCGCAGGUUUUAGAACAGGUGCAACAAAGCGCAACAAUGCAGCCUUCUCUACGCGGCUUGAAAGCCUGCACUAAUCUACGCUGGACAGACUUCUGCAUACAGAGCAAACACACGAAAGCAGGCAGGCGAUUCUUCUAUCCAGCGAUCUGGAACUCCAGCCAAGGUCCUGUCAAUGUCACAUUAAUGCUGUACAAGGAGCAGAUGGCAUCGCAAAUGGUCUGCCAAUCGGUACAACCUCAAACCUUGAGUCUUAAUGCCAUAACUGAGUUUUGCGAUUUGGUUCCUCUGCAGCAGUUUGGAGAAGACGGAGAGGAUCUGGUUCAAGCAACAAUUGUCGUAUUGGCUCACGCGCAACCCGACACCAUCGACUCGUACGGCGAGUUGCUUCAUAUGACAGAUUCUACAUCUAAGGAACAUCAGCUGGUUCAGACAGAGCAGAAACAUGAAGCCAUAUUUAUUAUGCUUCAAGUCAUAAUCGGCCUCAAGUGCCUUCAAGCCCGAGGCGUGGAAGAAGUACAUGAAGCCCUAACAUCGUUUAUUAUUUUGAAAGAAGUUCAGGCAAGCAAUUCUUCGCCAACUCAAGAUGAUAGGUUAAACUCCCUGUCAGCACCGAAGACGAAUUGCUAUGGGAGAUUAUGUAUUUUACAAGGAUUGGGUGACGACAGCAAUAAAACUGAAGACGAUCACCCUUCAUCAUUAUGCAAAUCUGCAAUGAAAGCACUAGAAAUACUUCUUCCAGGAGAAAAACUAUCCCCUCUUCUCAAAGAAGUAUUGCAAGAAGAACGAGCAAUCUCCCUAAAUCAAGCGAAAUCUGUGCUAGAAUUCAUGCUUUGGGGUCCUUUAGACGUCGUUCAAGGCGUUCCUGUGAGUGAAAGGGAACUGUCCCUUCAACGAUGGUUAGAUCUAGAAAGGGCAACAGUCUUACACGGUCUUGUCAGAACAAGAAUACAGCUAAAUGUAUUCGAACAGUUACAUUUAAUGUUUCUAGUACGGUCUACCGCUAAAGCGAUGUGUGACGCGUCAGUGUUGCUAGAAAAGGCGGAAGUGUAUUAA